Molecule: messenger RNA, 1658 nt
Organism: Cyprinodon variegatus (sheepshead minnow)
Lineage: Eukaryota; Metazoa; Chordata; Actinopteri; Cyprinodontiformes; Cyprinodontidae
Product: endonuclease domain-containing 1 protein-like
Exons: 2
Coding region: 19-897 (292 amino acids)
Molecular function (GO): hydrolase activity; nucleic acid binding; metal ion binding
Source: RefSeq, a predicted model, not a curated record
GGUGAAAGCAGUUAAAAAAUGUCAGGCCUGAGCAACGUUCUGCUUUUCGUGGCCUUCAUUUCUUUCUCUGUGGCUGAUGUCGGAGAUUUUACCCCCUGUUUGCAAUUCUUCUAUAGAUCCUGGCCCCCCAAAGGCCUGGCUGGGACUUCGAUCUGCCAGCGAUACAAUAACAACUACCGCUUUGCCACUUUAUACAGUCGACCGCGCCGCUCUCCAUGGUUCUCGGCUUAUGUGUACACAGUACCAAGUGGGAAGAGACCAAAAGCCUCUUGGAAAUAUGAACCACAGUUGGCCUACCCUGCAGCUGAUGGCAACAUGAGGCCCUUCUUGCCAGGACCGGUGGACAUGAACGUUGUGGAGAGCCAGGCAGUCGAGCUAGACUACAUUAACUCCACCUACUCCCGUGGUCAUCUCAACCCUAGCCUUCAUCACCAGACCCCCCUGUGCCGCUCCUCCACAUUCACCCUUACCAAUGUGGUUCCUCAGAAGAAAUGGUCCAAUGAUGGACCCUGGGAAGACUUAGAGCAGACCGUCAACAAUACUUUGGCUUCCUACUGUCUUGGGGAAGCCUACAUAGUAACAGGCAUCAUUCCUUACCAGAAAGACGAACACUGGAUCAAGAAUCGCGUGGCAGUGCCAGAGUAUCUGUGGUCCGCAUACUGCUGCCCAAACUACAACCACAGUGUUCCUGAAGGACUGAAAGAUGCCUUUCCCACCUUCGCCGCUAUCGGACGCAAUGACCCAAACAGCACAGAAGAGAUUGUCCCCAUACAGAAGACAGCGAAAAAACAGUAUUGGGGAUAUGAUGUGAGACGGAUGUCUCUAAACUCACUUGAGAUGUACCUGAAGGACAGAUUCAACACUGUUGUCACUGUUUUUCAUGAGCAAUGUAAUUAAUUAGAUUAUAUGCAAAUAGGUCUUAUAAUGCUGGUGUAAAUCUUGUGUCACAUAAUGCCAAACUGUGAGUUUUUUAUUCUUAAGCUAUUACCAAAAUGAAAAAUAAUAAUUUUCAUUAUAUAGUGUGAACUAACUUAAUGUGGUCUUUAAAAUGUUGAAAUCUACUAUUAGCCACUAAAGAAGAGUCAGUUGGUGUGUAAAAAAAAAAGUGAAGCAAAUCAGAAAGAAUGAAAAAGCAAAGAGAUUCAGCUGAAAUGCAAAUAGAACAAAUAAUAAUAAUAAUAAUAAUAAUAACUAUAGUUCAGUUUAUAUACCUAUUUUAAACAAAACACUUGGACAGCUUGACAGAAUGGUAUCAAACCAAUAAUGGUUAUGGUCAUUGUGUGGUAUGAUAUUGCUGUCAGACCCAAGCUUCCAAAAGUCUAUCUACAUGGUGAAUGGUCUCUAUUCAAAAUAAACAGCAUUACAACCAAUCAGCAGAUAUGGUAUGGAUGCAUAUUGCAUGAGGUUCGAUGGUCAUCUUGUGCAAGUGCAUAAUAUGAGUUAUGCAGUCUAUGAAACAUAGUGCAGAAUGACAAAAAGCAUGCAGAUAUCCUAUUUGAAUCACUGUUUCCAGCAUAGGAUAGUCUGUAUAAAUACAUAUGGAAACCUGCAGCUUUCAUGCAAAGCCACAAUGUGACCCCUUUAACUCUGUCAAGAGCUAACCGUGGUGUCUCCAAUUUCAGUGGGACACACGUUGUUUGCCUGUAACUUGCUCUCAU